UGUUGUUCGUCUCGGUGGUCGUCGUCAUUUUCAAAACAUUGUUCACUAGGGGAAAUCCAAAUUCGUCGCAGGAAGGAAAAAAUCCCAUCGAGUGCGUGCAUUACUGCGGAAUUAAAUGCGAGAUAAUCCGAAAAAAGUGUUUGCCGUUUGUGUUUUGUCCGCUGGCGUCCCAGUUUGAUCCGGUUUCGUUCCGCAACAGGCACUGUUCGGGAGUUUUGCAUCGGGCUGUCGAAGUCGGGGACAGCGAGGAAAAAUCAGCAACAAUCAUCAUGUCCGAAGAAUACGAUUAUCUCUUCAAAUUUCUCAUCAUCGGUCGGGCUGGUAGUGGAAAGUCGUGCCUGCUGCAUCACUUUAUCGAAAACAAAUUCAAAGAGGACAGUUCGCACACGAUCGGUGUCGAGUUCGGAUCUCGCAUAGUCAACGUCGGUGGCAAGUCCAUCAAGCUGCAAAUCUGGGACACGGCCGGCCAGGAGCGGUUCCGCUCGGUCACCCGAUCCUACUACAGAGGAGCGGCCGGUGCCCUACUGGUGUACGACACAACCUCCCGGGACAGCUUCAACGUCCUCUCGAACUGGCUGAACGAUGCCCGGACGCUUGCCUCGCAGAACAUUUGCAUCCUUCUGGUGGGAAACAAGAAAGACAUGGAAGAGGAACGGGAAGUAACCUUCCUGGAGGCGAGCACCUUUGCCCAGGAGAAUGAGCUGAUCUUUUUGGAAACGAGCGCCAAAACCGGGGAGAACGUCGAGGAGGCGUUCCUCAAGUGUUCGAAAACGAUCCUGGCCAAGAUUGAAACCGGCGAGCUGGACCCGGAGCGGAUUGGCAGCGGUAUUCAGUUUGGUGACACUUCAAAGCGAAGUGGAACGGGACUGGCCGGAAAUCGACAGCAGACUAGUGGCCGACGCCGGACGCCGGAUUGCGCUGGGGGAUGCCGCACCUAAGUAGUAAGUCCCAGCAGCGCUGAUAAAUAGCUUUUUCCCCCGAUUAUAUCUUUCGCCUGUCGCAGAGACAUUUUUAUGGUAUUAACCAUAAGCCGUGUAGAAAAUUGAUAGAUCCUAGUAAGGCCCUUUUUAACGCAAUCGAAGCAAACUUAGUGGUGAUUGGGAUUAUAAAUUUUACACCAACCACCUGUUUUACGUUUUGGAUUCACAUGGACUGGGCAACCAUUUGUACGAGAUUCCCGAAAUUGACGAUUAUGCAUUAUUUUCUUUUUCUACAUAUAUUUGCCGAAAUCAAACAUUUACCAAUAAUUUGUAUUUAUUUACACGGAAAUUUAUAUUUAUAAGAACCAUCCAAAAUCUCAGUUUGUGAUCUUUGAUUUUUUUACAAUUAAAUUUAAAAUAUCUAUGCAUACUUUAUAAAAUCAAAACUAGUAUAUUUUAUCUAAACUAUUCCCCCUCAGUUUCAUUCCCAGCAGCAAUUUCUACCCAGCAGCUUACGCCAUUAGACCACGUACAGUGAAAAUAAAUGGCAAAAAAAACACAAGUAGCAUUAGCACUGAUUUGUUGAACGUUUGGUGUACAUUGCAAGAAAAUUAUUGAAAAAAAAACACAGGGCAAACUCACACCAUUGUAAUUACACAACUUCCUACAGAAGUAUGGUGAUUUGAUUGGUGAUGAAUUUGUUCCAUAUACAAGUGCUGUAAAAUAAAGAAGCGAACUUAUCAACCAAAAUCCGGAUCGGAUCGUUCGGAAUGAACCACGCGAUGAUGGUUGAUCAAUACUAAAUCAUAGUGAUAAAGAUGAGAAGAAAGAAAAAAAUAAAUAAAAGAAAACAAAUUACUUAUGUAUCGAUAUAAAUAGUGAUUGUCUUGUAGACUAAAAGUGAAA
Aedes albopictus (Asian tiger mosquito) is the source of this 1826-nucleotide messenger RNA. RefSeq names its product ras-related protein Rab-4B (gene Rab4). Gene Ontology annotation, biological process: vesicle-mediated transport; regulation of endocytosis; Rab protein signal transduction. The record is from RefSeq and is a predicted model, not a curated record. The coding region runs from base 270 to 938 and encodes 222 amino acids. Gene Ontology annotation, cellular component: plasma membrane; recycling endosome. Gene Ontology annotation, molecular function: GTP binding; GTPase activity. The transcript is spliced from 3 exons. Lineage: Eukaryota; Metazoa; Arthropoda; Insecta; Diptera; Culicidae.